GGUGAGGGGGGUGUUAGCAACAGGGACUUAGAUGUCACUUCCAUAGAAGUCACAGCAGCAAAAACAGGCUGAGCUGCAGGGAGUGAUUGUGUCCAAGUAGCAGUUCAGGACUUCUUUGUUUUUUUUCUGGAUUACAGGACUGCAGCUCUGAGAAGGAGGCAGAGAGUUCCUGGCACCAUGUGGAGAAAUGCUGCCUGGAGAAGUACUUCAUCAUCUGGUCCACUCGAACUCAGCAACUCACAAAGGCCCAGCAGUACUGCAGGCUUCUUCAGCUGUCUCGGUAGAUGCUGUGCUUCUCAGAAGUUUGCUAAAGCUGUCUGUUUCAGGAGCUCCACACUGGCUUUUCUAGAAACUUCCUCUUUUUCCUUUUUCAGUGGAAGUUUUGCAGCCCAUUAUUUUAUUUUCCUGCUUCAAAAUUAUGAUAUCUAAACGCUGUUCUCUUGGUUUGAUGAGCUGCCUCAGAAGUUAGAGUGAGCCCAGUGCUGCUGGUAUCAAGCCUUGGUAGCUUCCUACUACUGAACUGGCCUUGCUCUUUGCUUAUUCAGAAAUUGCAGAGAACAGAAGACUUGGCACAGCCAGGACAGAACACCUUACUCCUUUACACCUUGCCCUGCCUUUGGUUUACCCUGACAUUUACUUAAGGAAGGAUGUGAACAGAUCCAAUCCAUUUCCUAAACUAUCUAACAUAUAUUUAUUGUUAAGGUUUUGAUCACAAAUGUAUGAAUCUGUUUGAGUUAUUCCUACAGUUGCUCCAAUGGUCUUUGCCUUUCUCAGAGCCUUUCUCAGGUGGCACCGCUGCGCUGCGGAGAACAAGAACCAAGAAGUAGCAGCAGCCCUUAAAUACCAAUUUAAUUGCUGCCGGAUGGCUUUCAGCUUGUGGAAGAAGAGACUGGCCCAGAAAGUGGAAGCUGACCAGAGAUUCAGGUGUCACCUCCACCAGAUGACUGCUGAUGCUCUUCGGCGUUGGCAUUCCUACUGUCAAAGGAAGUGUAACAUGAAGGAGCUGCAGCAGAGAUGGGCUCAGCAUAGCUGCCAGGAGAAGAAGAGAUUGAUCCUGCAGAAGUGGCGCUGCCAAACAAGGCAGCUGAAAAAUGCUGCUUUAUUCUGGGAGCGUCUCCUCCUGCACAGGUGUGUAGUCAUCUGGGCCCGGGUCACUGCCUGCUCACUGAGGCAGCAAGAAGCCCUCUGUUAUUUUAGAAGGGUCAGAGAGAACCAUCUUCUGGAAGUGAGUUUUGCAGAAUGGAGAGUGAAGUUCUUGACAGCUAAACAGCAGUUGGUGGAAGAAGAGAAAAACCACACAUGGCAUGGAUGUUCUCAAGCUAAAGCCUGUCAGCGCUGGCGAUUGGCCUCAAGGGGACAGCAAGCCCUACACUUGGGGUCUGUGGCCACUGUGAAACAGGCCUGCAACUAUUGGACAAAAGCAGCUGCCUUUUCCCAGUGCUCACGGCAAUGCAGUACCCUGAUAGGCGCUAGGAAGAGCAAGAAGAUGUCUUUGUCUUUGUCCAUGAAAAGGAGAGGAUGCAGAGAGAAAGGUUCAGCUCCAGCUGCUUCCCUUGGGUUUUUUCCCAGUGCUUUUCACCGCUGGCUGGUGAUCUACAGAAGCCAAAGGAGGACCGAAAGGCUGCUGCUCCCUCAACAGCUAGAGGGGCAUGAUUUGGUAGGACCUGUCCCUGGGCACGCCAGGAUCCAGGAGGACAAAGCAGAGGUGGACUCUGAUGAGUGGAAUGACAAUUGGCUUGGGAGGAAGUACCUGAGGUGGUGGCAUCACACGGUGACGCUGCGCCGGUGCCAGCGUGCCAGGAGGCUGCACAGUCUGGCAAGGGGUUGGCAGCAGUGGAAAGAAGCCAGCAGGGUGGUGAUGCUGGCACAGAUGUUGGACCAGCAGCGGCUGAUAGAAAAGGCCUGGAGAGCGUGGAGACGUCGGUAUUUACAAAGCUGUGUAGUGCAGAGGUUUUUGGAGGUUGAAGCCAGGAGCCUAUUGUCUGAGGCAUUUGGAAGAUGGCGUCAGCUCACAGCGUUCCAACUCAAGCACAGAGGACACUGCUGAAUGGUGGGCAGCUGCCUGCAGCUGCUUAUUUUGGGAGUGGAGGAUACGGCUGGCAGUCACAACAAAGAGCUGGUCUCUUGCAAUCAAGAAAGCAGUGCAUGAUCUACCUGUGUGAUUCAAAACAGUGCUGCAGGCCCAAAGCGUGGUGAUAGCCAAAGGACAACCAGGAAGAAGGGGGAUCCAGAGAAAGGUCUUAUUUAAAGGACUGAUAUUUUGCCUCCCUACUGCCACAAACUUGAGAACUUAAUGGCUUUUGUUGUGAGGUUGCAUUCCCUUUUCUGCUAGAGUCUGAUUUUGUUGGAGUUCUGAUUAAAAGCCCUAUAAAGUAUUUUUUGACCUCCCUUAACUAAUUUUUUUUUUCUUUUUAUUUUUUUGUAAUUGAGAGCUUAGUGUCAUGUAAGGGACUAAGCAAACUUGGUUUUGAAGAAGUGAGCAGGAACGUGUCUGUGGGAAUGCUACAUGCUGUUGAUUCCAAAGUUUGGACUAACUCUGGUCACUGUGAACAGAGGCCUUAUUUUUGAGCUUAGGCUCUUCCCUUGGGUGGUUGGGAUGAUUCCCACUUGGCCCCCACCCCCUGUCCAAGUCCAUCAGCUCUUCAUUAAGGCUUUCAGUGGGUGGCCAACCUCUUGACUGCUUCCUGCUGGUUUCUUUCUGCACUGAAUGGGCUAGGGAUGAAGAAACCUGCUGGGAACAGCUGAGCACCAAAAGCUUUGCUGGGGGAAGACAGGCGUGUCUGACCCCCAACCUUCCCAUUACUUGCUCCUGUGAUUGAUGCCCUGUAAUUACCCUGGAUAUAUGAGCCCAGUCUCAGACAGCUGUAAUGAGAGGGUUUGAAGAAUCUGGAAAAGGCUUUUCUUCCUUGCUUGUUUGAAAGAGAUGCUUGCAGCUUAGCAGGGAUCUUGAAAUCCCACUGGGAGCUGCCCCAAGGUCUUGUUUUUCCUAGCCUGGAGUAGCUUUGCAGGAUUAAGGACAAUGCAGCCUCAGCAGCCCCUUCUUUCUCUAGUGCAAGGCCUAAGUCUGCUAGAGUCAUUAGGUCAAGAAAGAUUAGGUUAUUUUUUUCCUAUAGAUACUAGAGAAGGACUACCACUCUUAUGGCCACGCAAAAAUGAGGCAGGGGCCAGAGGUGGUUAUUAUUCCUUUGUCCAUAUUUCCUUUGGGGCAUGUGUUAGAAAUGGAGGCAGCACUGCCUCA
Messenger RNA from Phasianus colchicus (ring-necked pheasant), 3238 nucleotides. Lineage: Eukaryota; Metazoa; Chordata; Aves; Galliformes; Phasianidae. The record is from RefSeq and is a predicted model, not a curated record.